AUGCUUCCCUCCCAAACCUAUGUCAACAUCUCCUUCUUCCAGCCACCUGCUUUCCUGUUGAUUGGCAUCCCAGGACUGGAGGCAAUACAUGGCUGGAUCUCCAUCCCCUUCUCCUCCAUGUACACCGUGGCCCUCACUGGAAACUGCCUGAUCAUGUUGGCUGUAAAGAGAACUUCCAGCUUACACCAGCCCAUGUACUACUUCCUGUCUAUGCUGGCCCUCAAUGAUGUAGGCCGUACCUUGUCCACACUACCCACAACCUUGGGUGUGCUCUGGUUUGAUUAUCAGCCCAUUGGUUUCAAUGCCUGCCUGGUUCAGAUGUUCUUCCUUCACUCAUUUUCUGUGGUGGAGUCCUCAGUACUGUUAGCCAUGUCCUUUGACCGCUUUGUGGCCAUCUCCAACCCCCUGCGUUAUGCAACUAUUCUCACAAAUAGUGUCAUCAUCAGAAUUGGGCUGGCCAUUGUGGCUCGAGCAACUGUGUCCCUCUUUCCUGGACCCUUCUUGCUGAAACGACUAAAUUUUUGCCCUGGCAAGAUCCUCCUGUCCCACUCAUUCUGUUUCCAUGCAGAUGUCAUGAAGCAAGCCUGUGAUGACAUUACUGUCAACAUCCUUUAUGGGCUCUAUGUGGUACUUUCCACGGUGGGUGUAGACUCUUUGCUUAUUGUCUUGUCCUACACCCUUAUUCUUCAUACAGUGGUGGGUCUGGCCUCUCCCAGGGAACGUAUCCGGGCCCUCAACACAUGUGUGUCUCAUAUCUUAGCUGUUCUUGUUUUCUACAUCCCCGUCAUAGGUGUGUCCAUGAUCCACCGUUUUGGGAGGCACCUGCCACCUAUUGUUCAUGCCGUAGUUGCCUAUGUGUACUUGGUGGUGCCCCCUGUGCUCAAUCCCAUCAUCUACAGUGUGAAAUCCAAGCCCAUCAGGGAGGCCAUGUUCAGAGUACUGAGGAAGAAAAAACAAGGGUGA
Messenger RNA from Condylura cristata (star-nosed mole), 963 nucleotides. RefSeq names its product olfactory receptor 51I2-like. The transcript has a single exon. Gene Ontology annotation, biological process: G protein-coupled receptor signaling pathway. Gene Ontology annotation, cellular component: membrane. The record is from RefSeq and is a predicted model, not a curated record. Lineage: Eukaryota; Metazoa; Chordata; Mammalia; Eulipotyphla; Talpidae. Bases 1 to 963 code for a protein of 320 amino acids. Gene Ontology annotation, molecular function: G protein-coupled receptor activity; olfactory receptor activity.